UAGGCGCCGGUAGGUUGAAGGCCACCCUGGUUCCAGCCGGUCUUGUCUGCCAGCGUUCACGCCGUCGAAGCAAACUGCGACCCGGGAGUUGGACGCAACGCCCGCAGAGUCGCUAACCGAACACAGUUGCCUGUCACCUAGUCGUGUGCGUUCGUGUGUGUGUGUCCGUGUGGAGGAAUUUGCUGAUUCGCCGAUUUUUGUGAAUUCUCAGGUGACCAUGGGUGUGCUGAUCCAGGAGCCCCUGGAGGUGGAGCAAUUCCCCAGACGGCGGAAGGGCCUGAACAAGUGCUGCUGCAGCUGCUCUCUGCAGGCCGGAUGCAUCAUCAUCGGCACCUUGACUACCUUUCAUGGAUUGGGUGCCUUUUUGGCUUCUCUUUUUUCAUUAAUUUUCGGAGGAGGAGACUUGUUUGGAAAUACAUACUCAAAUGUUGGUGUCCGCCUAUGUAUUAUGUUGGUGAUUGGACUUUUGCAUUUUGCAACAGGUGUGAGUCUCAUAUACGGCUCUGAUAAGAGACGGCCAUCAUUUAUGAAAUUCUGGCUCUUCACGCAGUAUGUGGAGUUUACGUUGCUUGUCGCUGCUGCUGUAAUCACCUUCAUAAUAUCAAUGGUUCACGGCGUCCCCGUAGGCGCCAUUUGGUCUCUGCUUGCCUACUUUACCGUUGUCAUUGGUAUACUCAUGUACUGCAUUGCUGUCGUACAAGGCUUCUGCCGUGAAGUUAUGGAGUCUGAAAAUAAUAAACGAUAUCUGAAGGAAGAAAUAUAAAAGAUAUUUUGAAAAGCAGUAGGAUUUGGUUGUACCGAAUCCCUUGCAUUUUUAUAUAUUGCAAUGUUUGCUUAUAUAAGAGCUUGCAACUUGUAACAGUUACUGACAACUUGUACAAACACAAGUGUCUCAAAGGAAAAGUAAAGAUACAUUUCUUUUACUUGCUUAAUAGAAAUAGCUUAUUGUGUUGCAUAUGAUUAAAAUAUUAUAUUACAUGAAAAAGUGUGAAAUAGAAUAAUGAUUUGUAAAGAUCUUAAUGAAUUAAUCAAGCCAUGGCAUGGGUGUUGCUAAAAUUAUACAUUAGGACAAGCACAUCUUUUCAAUGAAGAUCAUAAAGAGUGUUAUUUAAUGAUUUCUAAGUUGUUUUUUUUAAAUUCUCAGAUAAAUGUGCAGAGUAAAUCUAUGACUUCAAACCCUACAAUAAUGAAUAUUUCAUUGUAGAAAGCUUUCGUCAUUUUUAAACUUUUUGCAUGUCAUUAGGUUUUUAAGUAUUUGAAGUUAUGAGUUAAUUAAAAACUGACAAUGUAUGAAAUAUAUCUGUAUUAAUAUACACUUAGAUCACUCAGCUUCUAGAAUUACUUUUAAAGAUUUGUAUUAAGCCAUGAUAAUUUGUAAAAUUUUGUUCUCUGUACACAGUAUUAUAAAUAAAGAUGUGUCUGAAAAUUUAACAAGUUUCUGUUUAAUUCUCUGUUUAGCAAAUUCCAUAGUGGCAGCAGAGAUAUUGUGAUAAUCC
Gryllus bimaculatus (two-spotted cricket) is the source of this 1496-nucleotide messenger RNA. The record is from the annotation of a GenBank genome assembly. Lineage: Eukaryota; Metazoa; Arthropoda; Insecta; Orthoptera; Gryllidae.